Molecule: messenger RNA, 520 nt
Organism: Paramuricea clavata
Lineage: Eukaryota; Metazoa; Cnidaria; Anthozoa; Malacalcyonacea; Plexauridae
Source: the annotation of a GenBank genome assembly
AUGGAGAAGAUACCUUGUGAUGAAAAUAACUGCUCAUAUUUAGAAUAUCUCAAUUGCCAUAUUAGUGGUAAUACUUUUGAGUUGAAGUCGUCAACUUCAUCAAUGGUUUGUUCACUUUUGGACAAACUCUGUAAAUCUAAAGCAACUGACCUAGAUAAAAUAUCUGCUAAGCUUCUUCGCUACUGUCCUGACCUACUGUCGGAAUCCCUUACCGUAAUUUUCAACUGCUCUAUUAAUACCGGUAUCUUUCCUGAUGAAUGGAAAUGCUCAAAAGUCAUUCCAUUAUUUAAACACGGUGAGCGUAGGGACUUGAACAAUUAUCGCCCAAUUUCGAUAAUCCCUGUUGUAGCGAAGGUUUUCGAGCGAAUUAUUUAUGAUCAAAUCUACGUCUGGGCAUACAACAUUGACCAAGGCCGAGUUAAUGCUGUAGUUUUCCUAGAUCUUAAGAAAGCGUUUGACACGGUUAACCAAGGAAUCUUACUAUCAAAACUGAAUGCGUAUGGUCUUGGGGGUGCUGUGG